GUGAGUUUGGUCCCAGAGGUAGUUACCGGCUUCAGUGAGAAGAUCAUGGCAGCUCGGACUGGUCAGAGAGCCCUGAGAAAGGUGGUCUCGGUGUCGGGAUGUCGUCCAAAGUCGGCGGCAGCCCCGAUUUCGGCGCAGGGGCCUGCGCGGAACGUCAGAUAUCUAGCUUCCUGUGGUAUACUGAUGAGCAGAACUCUUCCACUACAUACCUCAAUUUUGCCUAAGGAGAUGUGUGCAAGAACUUUCUUUAAAAUUACUGCACCAUUAAUAAACAAAAGAAAAGAAUAUUCAGAGAGGAGAAUUAUAGGAUACUCUAUGCAGGAAAUGUAUGAUGUAGUAUCAGGAAUGGAAAAUUACAAACAUUUUGUUCCUUGGUGCAAAAAAUCAGAUAUAAUAUCAAAGAGAUCCGGAUACUGCAAAACACGAUUAGAAAUUGGAUUUCCACCUAUAUUGGAGCACUAUACAUCCAUAGUAACCAUGGUGAAACCACAUUUGGUAAAGGCAUCCUGUACUGAUGGGAAGCUUUUCAAUCAUUUGGAGACUGUUUGGCGUUUUAGCCCAGGUCUUCCUGGCUACCCAAGAACUUGUACCUUGGAUUUUUCAAUUUCUUUUGAAUUUCGCUCACUUUUACACUCUCAGCUUGCCACGUUGUUUUUUGAUGAAGUUGUAAAGCAGAUGGUAGCUGCCUUUGAAAGAAGAGCAUGUAAGCUGUAUGGUCCAGAAACAAAUAUACCUCGGGAAUUAAUGUUUCAUGAAGUUCAUCACACGUAAAGGGAAAAAAACGAACUGGAACUGGUCACCUACUUGUAACUUUAGUUUAUUCACUUUUAGAACGUGCUUUUAUCAUUUGCUUUCAGAAGUCAGAAAGCAUUUCAUCAACCCAGCUUUGAUUAUAAACCUGCACCAUUGAAAAUUUGCACUUGGAAUAUGGAACCACAUGUACAUAGAAUUCAAUCAAGUAUAAUUCAAAGAAAUGUGUACAUUAGCAUAUUUAUAAUAAUGGAUGUCAUCACUAUUGCUAAAAUACUGACAUCACUCUUCUGAGCAGAAACUAAAACUAAAUUUAAGUCUUUUAGUUAUCACUUUACCUGAAAGAGAUUAGUUGAGAUACUCAUGUAGUGUGUAUUAUAAUAACCAUAUCACGUUUAAGUUAUUAAAUUCAGACUAUUUAUAACUUAUUGUCAUAGGGCCUGUGUCAUGGUUUAGGAUAUUUGAGUAAUUAUCAGAUACUUACAGUAAAAACUUUGACUUAACAAUACUGUUAAUGAAGGUUCCCUGACACUUUUCUUAUUUUUAAAUUGUUCUUAUGAAUAGUAGGAGAUAAUUCAGUGCUGUAGUGAGAUUAGCUCCUUGAUAAACAGUGAAUUUUUUGGUGAGUGGUCCAGAGCUUUAAGCUACUUUUUUAUAGUUUUCAACCAACCCCCUUCCAGGUACUUUAACUUCUCUUUCAAUAAUGCUGAUUGUGUAUAAAAUUGUAUCUACAACAGUGGGCAGAAGAUGAAGAUAAGUUGGUUGAUAUGUCUCCAGCACCAUUCAUCCCUAUUUUCUAUUUAUUGCGUAUACUCACUUUCAAUAAUGUAUUUCAAACUGAUAUUUUUGUAAACAAAUCAAUGUAAGGACU
Molecule: messenger RNA, 1621 nt
Organism: Molossus molossus (Pallas's mastiff bat)
Lineage: Eukaryota; Metazoa; Chordata; Mammalia; Chiroptera; Molossidae
Gene: COQ10B
Product: coenzyme Q10B
Exons: 5
Coding region: 46-771 (241 amino acids)
Biological process (GO): ubiquinone biosynthetic process; cellular respiration
Cellular component (GO): mitochondrion
Molecular function (GO): ubiquinone binding
Source: RefSeq, a predicted model, not a curated record